UGCACCCUGAACACGCAAUUUGCUUCAAAGCCAAAACACAGAGAGAAAAGCAAACAAAACAUAUAAUACACGGACACCAAUAGUAAUUCGUAGUAUUGUUUUAUUUGCCGACUUCUUCAUUUUCUAGACACCGCCGUGAUAAACCAGCCCCACGCACUCUUCGGACCAUGGUCGUGUUGCUGCAGCGCCCCCUCGCGGCGGUGGCCGGUCUGCUCUGGUACUGCUUGACGGGGGUCCUGUCCAUCCCAGACCCCCGGCAGAGAGAGGCCCUGAUGAAGCUGGAGGCCUCCAUGCAGACAGGUGGUCAGAUGAUCUUGACCGAUGCUGAGAAACAGUUGGAUGCUCUUCUGUUUAAAAUGAAACAGGAGGAGAUAAUGAGAGCAGACUUUCCUCCCGCCAUGCACUUCUUCAAGGCCAGGACCCUCAUCCAGACCAGUCCCAUCUUCAGCCUGCUCCAGAAGAUGCCUAAAGGGGGAGCCCUCCAUGUCCAUGACCUCUCCACGACUAGCAUCGAGUGGCUGGUGAAGAACGUGACCUAUCGGCCGCACUGCUACAUGUGCUGCACUGACAGCCGGUCCAUCCGAUUCGUCUUCUCGUCCCAGUGGCCCAAAGCUCUGCCAUAUUGCUCCCCCUGGAUCCUGCUGGAAAACCUCAGGGCCAAGCUGGUCAACACCACAGAUCUAGACAACAGCAUCAUGGGAAACCUGACAAUCUUCACAGAUCAGGAUCCAGAAACCGUGUACCCCAAUCAGGAGGUGAUAUGGGACACGUUUGAACAGGCCUUCCUUGCAAUGUGGGGUCUGGUCACAUACGCUCCUGUGUUCAGAGACUACUACUACCAAGGCCUCACCGAGUUUUACACAGACAACGUCAUGUAUCUGGAACUAAGGGCUUUACUACCAGAGUUAUACGAGUUGGAUGGCAGCAUUCACAACAGAGCCUGGACUCUGAAGACCUACCAGGAUAUCACCAGAGACUUCACAGCAGAGCAUCCAGACUUCUUUGGAGCAAGGAUCAUCUUCUCAGUGCAUAGGGCAGUAAAUGCAUCUGUGAUGACUGGUAUUGUGGAGGAGGCUAUGAAGCUACAGAGGGACUUCCCAGAUAUCAUGGCUGGUUUUGACAUGGUGGGCCGCGAGGACAGUGGCAGACCCCUGUGGUACUUCAGAGAUGCUCUGUCACUGCCAGCAGAGCAUGGCGUGACACUUCCAUUCUUUUUCCAUGCUGGAGAGACUGAUCUCGAGGGCACAGAGGUGGACCAGAACCUGUUGGAUGCACUUUUGUUUAACACUUCUCGUAUUGGCCAUGGAUUUGCUCUGCCUCGCCACCCAGUGGCCAAAGGUCUUUCCAGGAAGAGAGGGGUGGCUGUGGAAGUGUGCCUCAUCUCCAACCAGGUGAUGCAGCUUGUAAAAGAUCUACGAAACCACCCGGCAGCUACACUGAUGUCAGAGAACCACCCACUGGUCAUCAGUUCUGAUGACCCUGCCAUGUUCGGUUCCUCUGGACUCUCUUAUGACUUCUAUGAAGCUUUUGUGGGCCUUGGUGGGAUCAGAUCCAAUAUAGGCUCCCUCAAAGAGCUGGCCAUAAACUCUAUUAGAUAUAGUUCUUUGACUCUGAAGCAGCAGGAGAAAGCCCUGGCUCUGUGGCAGAAAAAAUGGGAUAAGUUUGUUUCUGAAAAUGCUCUUUAGACAGAAACUUGCAUUUUAUCUUCAAUUGCUUUCAUGCUUCCUGUGAGAGAGGAAUGAAUGGUAAAUUCUAAAUGGGAAUGUGAAAAGUGUUUUUCCUGCUACAACUUGUAUCUGCUGUGAAGAAAGGCCUGUUCCAUGUUGCCAUAGAGUGAGAUUGGCUCUAUACAGUUUAUAAGCCAGCACAAAACAGACCAGAGCUAUGUCGCAUAAAAUUUAGGAUAAUUACUUGAACUGCACAUAUGAAUCCAUGUUAUGUCUAUUUCUACUAAGCUUUUGUAAUGUAUUUGCACAAGAUUUAGGCUUGCCUGUGGUUUUGGGAAUGUGCCAGAUGAUUUGUCUUUGGAGUGUGUUUGUGGUUUGCUUGUGCUUUGUAAGAGUGGAGCAAGUUGCUCGUUAAAAUCAAUGUGUAAAUUUUAUGUUUUUUGAUUUUUAGCUGUCAUGGAUAUAUAAAGGCAUGGUUAAUCUUUACUCAUGCAGGCACAUUUUUUGUGACUUAUGACAAAACUCACAAAGAAAUAAAGCAAGUAUAUCUGC
Messenger RNA from Chelmon rostratus (copperband butterflyfish), 2219 nucleotides. RefSeq names its product adenosine deaminase 2a (gene ada2a). The transcript has 10 exons. The record is from RefSeq and is a predicted model, not a curated record. Gene Ontology annotation, molecular function: adenosine deaminase activity. NCBI's taxonomy places the organism in Eukaryota, Metazoa, Chordata, Actinopteri, Chaetodontiformes, Chaetodontidae. Bases 168 to 1685 code for a protein of 505 amino acids. Gene Ontology annotation, biological process: inosine biosynthetic process; adenosine catabolic process.